AUGGUGCAAUUUACAAAAAUCAUCAGAUUUAGAGGUGAAAACAAACUGACAGAAAACUCCAGUUUGCCGGCAGCAAAGUUGAUCUUUCCAUUUAUUUCCAAAUUUCAAUUCCAAGCGUCAUCUUUAUUCUUUAAGACGUGUCUCCCGGUUUCAAGCCAAUCCAAUUAUUGAAGCGUUAGAGACAACAGAACUUUGAAAAUAGUUUGUUUAGAUUAGAAAACAAAAAGUUUUAGAACAAACGAUUCUUUUUUAUGGAAUUGGAAUCUUCUUCUCUUGAGAGCGAUGUUUUAGUUCUUUCAUUUCUUAGUUAAUAGAUUUGUAUAAUUGACUUUUUCUUCAAAUAAUGUAAAGAAUCGAAACUUUUUCGAAAACAAAUGAACAUGUUACUGCUGUUUUUAUCUAAUUAAAAUUUUACUUGUCGUGGAACUUCUGAAUGCGAAAGCUCGUUUAAUGACUCAAGAGUUACUAUCAGCUCGUAAAUAUUUGAAUAAAUACUUAAGCUGCUUUAAUUUUUAAAUCGGGGAUUAAAUUUCGGAUGAAAAUCGGAAAAUAAGUAGUUUACUUCGAAUUUAAAAAGGAUGAUUUAAAAAUGUUUCAAAAUUCGACGGAAAUCUACCAGGAGUGCUUACACUGUGAAGAUAACUCUUAUCGUCGAAGUUUAUAUUUUAACAUCUUUGGAAGCAUCUUAUCAGCAAUAAUCGCAUUGGUUGCGGUUAUAGGCAAUGGAGCAGUUACUCUUGUUUCUUUUUGGGAUCAAAACCUACGCAGUCAAACUGGAAACAUUCUAAUCGUUUACUUGGCAGUCACUGAUAUCUUCACUGCUUUGUUCAUAAUAUUCCCCUCCUCUAUUGCGGUAGCCGCUGAUUACUGGCCAUUGGGCUCUGUUUUCUGCAGAAUGACAACGUGCUUCAACUGCAUGUUCUUAUGUUCAUCUUCAUUUAACAUUUCCCUUGUCAGCUUAGACAGAGUAAUAGCUGUCUUAUUUCCACUAAAGUACGACACUUGGAUUUCUGUCAGUGUCUUGAUAAAUGUCCUUAUUUGCCUUUUCUUGGUUACUGGAAUCAGUGGUUUAGUUUGUGGAGUACCCGGCUGGUCUUUAUACAAGUACACUGAAGGUACUUGUGCAAUAGAUUACAUCAAUGAUUUUAGAGUGGCCUAUCUAUAUACUUAUGGGUUUUCUAUGUGUUAUGUGCUUCCAGCUAUUUUAGUUGCCAUUUGUUACAUUAAAAUCAUAAUAGCGGCAAAAAAAUCAGCUAAAGUAAAUCCACGAAUUUUCUGCAAACGAAAUGAAGAAAAUAUAGCUAUAAGUCAGGCCUCACACACUAACAAAACUGUGAAGAGUAUGAUAGUUGUUGUGUGUGUGUAUUACUUUUGUUACACUCCUUAUUGUAUUGCGAAUGAAACUAAGGUAUUAACAGGUAAAGAUAUGCCACCUUGGCUAAACUAUAUGUCAACAAUACUAGUUUAUGUGUCUUCUGCUGUUAAUCCCUUCAUCUACGGUAUUUUGAGAAAAGAUUUCCGUAAUGCUUUUAGGAAACUUCCCAGAAUGAUCAGAGAUAAAAUUUUGUAUUUUAGGAUUUAAUUGCACAAAAUACAAAUGAACAGUAGCAUUUACUAUAAUAUUAUAACAUGUGGUAUUCCUUGAUGAACACUCUACCCCAGACUGCUAAGGCGUUCACAGCUCUAAGUUUUUCUUACAAUAUUUUUUUUGUAUUUAUUUUAAUUUUCUGAAAGAGCAUGAUGAGAAUAAAAUUUGUAACGUUUCACGGAUAGUCAUCAUCAAAAUCAUCUAAUCCACUGAUUUUAGUCACCGAAUCACAAUUUGUUUACACAGAAGACUACUUUCGUUUACCCUUUCAGGUAACUUUGUUACUUGUUGCCAGAUGUCGUAGGGAUCAGAUCUGCAGCAACUUCAGAUUUCAACUCAUUUACAUACAUAUUUUUUUGAUAAGUAUUCUGAAGUUUAUUAAUGCAAUAAUGCAUUAAUUUUGGUUAAGAUAUUUCUAAGCAAAUGCAUUUGUGAGUAUAAAUUACCCCUGUCACUCUGGUUGUUUUGUUAAUCUCAUGUUUUUUUUUGUUGUCAUAGAACUGAUGUUUUGUUAAUCUCAUGUCUUUCGUAAUCGUGCUGAUAUUUUGUUAAUCUCAUAUCUUUUGUCAUAGUGCUGAUGUUUUGUUAAUUUUGUUUGUUGUCACUCACGUUUAGGCAUAUUCUUCAUAACGUUGGUUUUUUCAAUUUGAGUUCUGCUAUAAGUGUAUGUGUAAAUCUUCCCUGUCAUUGUCACUCACUUUUGUGUUUGCCAGCUUUGUUUGAAGUUGACCUACUAUUGUCUUACAAUAAUAAAUGAACCCGCAUCUUUUGGUGUCAGUGUCUACUG
This is a messenger RNA of Parasteatoda tepidariorum (common house spider), 2375 nucleotides long. RefSeq names its product opsin-1-like. The record is from RefSeq and is a predicted model, not a curated record. Gene Ontology annotation, biological process: G protein-coupled receptor signaling pathway. Gene Ontology annotation, molecular function: G protein-coupled receptor activity. Gene Ontology annotation, cellular component: membrane. Lineage: Eukaryota; Metazoa; Arthropoda; Arachnida; Araneae; Theridiidae.